This is a messenger RNA of Paramuricea clavata, 1949 nucleotides long. NCBI's taxonomy places the organism in Eukaryota, Metazoa, Cnidaria, Anthozoa, Malacalcyonacea, Plexauridae. The record is from the annotation of a GenBank genome assembly.
AUGACACGACGGGAAAGAUCGACAGUUACCGAGAGAAAAACAACGUUUUGCGGUACUGAAGGUAAGCGCCAAGUCACAUAUCUUUUAAUCACUGACCUAAAACCAGAACUGGAUGGAGUGUCUAAUCUGAUCACCGCAAAUCUACAGUGUGGUAUUGCUGACAUGCUAUAGAAGGGGUUCUUAAAGUUUCUUGUGAUAGGUAGGAAUACAAAAGUGUUGCCUAAAGAGAAACUGGUUAUUAUAGUACCCUCUCUUCCGUUUGAAAUUUGCCAGUGAAUAAUUAGUCGCAUUAUCUCGUGUUUAAAAAGAUUUAAAACUCAUUAGAAGAACUGUGGGAAGCUAUAUCGUUCACGUUAAGUAGAAGAAGAUAUUUGCUUGACAGUAUAACUAAUUUAAACAUGUAUCGAUUUAAUUCGUAAGGAAUAUAACAGAUUUAAAAUCUCUCCUCGUUCAAAAUUAAUUCCCCUGAAUGAAAAGGUUGCAAUUUGAAAUCAUUACUUUCAAUCUAUAACUAAAUCUUCCUUGAUGUUAUCCAUUUCCAAACCUUCCUUGGGAAGUAAACCCAAACUGCUUACAUACCCUACCCUCGACCUACAGUAGCUGGCUUAACUCAUGGCCAUACAAGAAUGCUUUCAUUGCACACAUAUUCUUGCAUUAUUUGAUUACAGACGACCCCAGAAUACGACUUCCACGAGAACUGGAUGUAGAGCCAGACUCAUUGAGCGGGGAUGACAGUAAAGAUGCUGAACGAUACAUUGAGACUUUGGUUGUCGUUGAUGAAAAGAUGUGCGCAUUCCAUGGCGAGGACGCAGCAAAACAGUUUACUCUAGCAGCUUGUAAUAUAGUAAGUGUAAAAGUACAAGCGGCCGUGUCGAAUAUACAAUGUAUGUGAAACGUCUUGAUGAGAACAUUGAUAUUCUUCAACAAUUUAAAAUAAAUGAAUGAUAUUUGGUGAGAAAAUUGAACUUAAAGUUUUUGUAAAUCAACAUGAUUUUGUAUCAGAUAUACAAACUCCUUAUGAUUUCUUUAUGUGUUUUCUUAAUGAAUUAUUAAUGAGUUUCACAAUCAAUUUUGUUGGAUAGAUGUAAAUCAUACUGUAUAUUCAUUCCGACUCGAUAGCUGUGUUAUUGCUGGAUCUAGCAAAGACAAUCCGUUCGCCCCUCCCAUUUUUCCUCGCUCUCUUUCUCUCGUCUUCGCCUUCCACCCUAGUUUCUCCCACCCUCGCCCACCCCCUAAUAGCGCCUGCAACGUAGGCUAAUUUGUUACCAAUGAACUUUAUAUUCGAACUAUCACAUUUCCCGCCUAUCACUGCAAAAUCCACUAUUUUUACACAGGCGUCAGGUUUGCUGAAGGAUUCCUCAAUCGGCUCUAAUCCUAUCAACCUGGUCAUCACCAAAAUGCAAAUACAUACAACGCCACAGGUAUGAGUGAAUGAGUUCAUUCUUGAACUAGAAGACAAUCAGAGACUACACAUCUCCGCCAGAGAAUUAAGUUAUGUAUCAUGAAUAAAUUAUACAAUUGCUAAUUACGAAUUCAGUUUACUCUGACCAGCAAAUCAAGACAAAUUUUUGCUAACCCUUCAUCCAAUUUCCAGCCAAAUUUAACCAAAAUUUAAUCAAUUUGUCCUUGGACAAUGUCCAUCGCGCUGAAAGAUAAGCACGCAACACACAUACAUACAUACAAAGACGGACGAAAAAAACCCACUGGAUUCAAGUGAAGAAAAUUCACUUGUAAACAACACUUGCAAGUAAAUAUGUCUUUAGACAGAAGUAAAAUUUUAUCAUCGACAGAAUGAAGUAGAUAUUGAGAUUAUGUCAUCACUAGGAAGGACUGUUGAUCAACAAUCAUGCAAUGAAUUCGCUAUCAAGUUUUGGUAAAUGGGCAGAAAGGAAUACAGUUCCUGAUGAUUCCGACCCACAACAUUACGACUACGCCACUCUGUUUACCAG